AUGGACUUGGAAACUAAAGAUGAAGAGGAAGAGAGUCUGCAAACAGCUUUCAAAAAGCUGAGAGUGGAUGCAGCAGGAUGUAUUGCAGCUCUGUCUGUGGGCGACGGGACGAUUCUCAGAACUCCGACAAGAGCAGCCGUGGAUGGAGCCAAGCAACAGACUGUCUGCUCAAAGGAAGCAUGGCAUGGGUGUGUGAGAAAGCCUUCCAGGGGAUCGGCAAGAGUCCCACGUCGCAGACGCUCCAAGUCUCCCGUGCUGCAUCCUCCCAAGUUUACGUAUUGCAAUAUGAAAGCCAACAACCAGCUGAAACACAAAACCCAGGCAGACACGUCAAAGGGUAGUAUCAGCUCAGACAUUUUUGUGACAGCAGAACACGGUACGAAGGACAGAUACGAUUCUCACUUUGAGGCCAGUGAUGACAGAACUGAACCUUUGGAAGCUUUCACCGCCGAAGAGCCUUUGGAGAAGUCAAGAGAGAAUUACCCUGCUCUCUCCUCAUCCUUUGAAACUAGUUUGCAUUCUAGCCAAACCUCCGAUUUCCAGUCCUUAUCCAUGCUUAGCAAUGGCAAGCAGUGCCCUUGUACGGACAAGAAAUGCCAGUGCAAACAGUGGCGAACCAUGGAAGUGUACUCUUUCUCUGGCUUACGGAGCGUCCUGUCAGAAUGCGAAAAGGCAGUCCUAGGAGUCCAUGCCCAGUCUCUUCAAAAUAGAUCCCCUUGUGGGACAGCCUCAUCAGGUUCUCCUAGAUCUUGUUCUGAGCAAGCUCGAGCCUUUGUGGAUGAUGUGACUAUUGAAGAUCUUUCUGGAUACAUGGAAUACUACUUAUAUAUUCCCAAGAAAAUGUCUCACAUGGCAGAAAUGAUGUAUACUUGA
Molecule: messenger RNA, 873 nt
Organism: Fulmarus glacialis (Northern fulmar)
Lineage: Eukaryota; Metazoa; Chordata; Aves; Procellariiformes; Procellariidae
Product: oxidative stress-responsive serine-rich protein 1-like
Exons: 3
Coding region: 1-873 (290 amino acids)
Biological process (GO): cellular response to hydrogen peroxide
Source: RefSeq, a predicted model, not a curated record